This is a messenger RNA of Pararge aegeria (speckled wood butterfly), 4033 nucleotides long. RefSeq names its product membrane-anchored lipid-binding protein YSP2-like. The record is from RefSeq and is a predicted model, not a curated record. Gene Ontology annotation, biological process: intracellular sterol transport. Gene Ontology annotation, cellular component: plasma membrane; endoplasmic reticulum-plasma membrane contact site; endoplasmic reticulum membrane. The transcript is spliced from 10 exons. Gene Ontology annotation, molecular function: sterol binding; sterol transfer activity. Lineage: Eukaryota; Metazoa; Arthropoda; Insecta; Lepidoptera; Nymphalidae. The coding region runs from base 1 to 1461 and encodes 486 amino acids.
AUGAAGGAAUCAUAUCCUGAUGACAUUAUGCUCUGUUUUGUACAAGGAUUCAGUGAUCGUGAUAGUGGAUAUAAUAAAAGUCGGGAGGGAGAAAAUUUCGUCGCUUCUGACAGUGCUAAUUUAGGAAAGAAAAAGCGCAGUAAAUCUUCUUUUAGAAACUCCUUGAACGGUGAAGCAAGUGGGAAAAAUGAAGUUGUAUUGCAUAGGAAGGACAACAUUAUCGCAAAGUCAUUUAGGGAUACUAGUAACAAGGUUCAAGUUGAAGUGAAGAGGAGCUUUAGUGACAGAUUUUCAGUUAUUAACGAUGCAGUUAUUAACGAUGCAGGUGGACGGAAGGUGCCAAAAGGAUUUUUGACCAUACGCAAAACUUGGUCAACCGGGAACUUCGCGGCGGGCGCGGCGGGUGGCGGGUGCGGGGCGCCUCGCUCCGCCCCCGCCACCCCGCUUCAGCUCGAGCCCCAUUCACGAUCUAAACAUGACAAAAAUGCAGUUAAGCCGUUGUCCGGAUCAGCGCCGUCAGUACGCGUAUCAGGGUUGGCGUCAGGCGACGAGGCGACCGAUGGAAAGCAGCCUAGCAAAUCCCGACAGAAGAAGUUCCAGAGGCAUUUCCCGCAGGUCGGGCCCGAAGAGAGAGUUCUGAACUACUACUCGUGCGCUUUAGUCGGUGACUUACUACUCCAGGGGCAUCUGUACAUAACGAAAAACUACUUCGCCUUCUACUCAAACGUUUUCGGCUAUGUAACUAAGCUGUUAAUACCGACGACGUCCGUCCUUCGCAUAACGAAAGAGAAGGUGGCGCGUAUAAUACCAAACGCGGUGGGCGUAUGCACGCGCGACGAGCGUCACGUGUUCGGCUCGUUGCUGUCGCGCGACUCCACCUACAAGCUGAUGAUGCACGUGUGGAAGUCGACCCGGGUGCCCGAGCUAGCUGUGCCCGAACCACCGGAUCUCGGAAGGAGUUCGGAAGUAGAAGCGUCGGAAUACUCUCCGGAGGACGACAGCAGUUCUGGCGGAGCGGACCACAUCGACGCGCCCACGGCACCCGUCAGACCAGAGCCCGAUGCUAUUAUAGCAGCUGCGAGCGCGGCAGUGAUCCAACCCGCGUUGCUGACGGGUUCGGCACCGCCUCGCCGCGCGCCACGAUGUACACACGCACUGCUUCUGGCGUUCGUCGUGUUACUCACCUGUUCCGCGGCGUACUUCGCGUACCGACUGUUCCAUUGCUGCGAUACUCAUUCGAGUUCUGCGUCCGGUGAGGAGUUGUACUCAGAGUUAGUACGGUGGCGUGCUAGGUUGCACGGUCGAGCCGCUUCCGAACUGCACGCCUUCCUCUCCACCAACCUGUUGCUACUCACCAAGGUGAGACAGUCACUAGAAGCACUGUCUGGCGUGAUACUAACAGACAUGGCGCAGGGAGCCGACAUCAACAUAGACGUGCCCAACGACACGGUCUUUAGUUAACGCGCUCUCACGCAAGUGAAGUGAGAGAGAAGUGAGAGUGAAGUGAACGACUGAGUGCGUUGAACAGUGAGUGGAGUGAACGGACCAGUGAUAUUUAACUAGUGCAUUUUUAGUUUCUCUGUGAUUAUGUUUUAAUGGCAUUUUUUUACGAAAACAUCCGAGUUAGUACCUGCUUCGUACGUCGCUCUAGUUUGUUCUUUCUGUCACAGUUUAGUUAGCAUACAGUUGGACAUCGAAUGUUUGAAACUGUCUGGCUGGGUAACAUACAAUGGAAUAUGUAAUCGACCUGCCUGGCAUUCCCAGGUAUAGCAGGCAUUUAGUAAGUUAAAAGCAUUAACUUAGGCAGCUAAGCAAUGCGAGAGGCUUAAGUUAAGGUCUGAAACAAUGUUCAAUUGAAACUAUAUCUGGUUAGGUAAAUGAAUUUACCUAACCAGAUAUAGUUCUGUCCUUCUCGCAAUGUUUCGUUUCCCAAAGCAAGCUAAACUGAGAAACAAUUUGUCCUUUUCCUAAGGCAUAAGCUGCCAGCUGAUGCAUCCUUUUACAAAACCAAUCGUACUUUUGUUAGAAAUACAUAAAUGCCGUCGUUAGCGAAUUAAGUCUUAAACAAGGCUUUUUCCAACUGUAUGAUUGUUAAAUUGUACUUCUAUCCUCGCGGUUUGCGUACUGUGAUUAUUAUAUGUUGAGUUAGUACUUUAUAUUCUAAAGCUUUGGGUUUUAUAUUCAUAUUAUCUUUUCUGUACAAAUAACAUUACAUGCAACACACAUUUUAUACGAGAAAAAAUGCGAUACUAAUUUCAGACGCUUUAUUCAAGAAAUUAAUAUUCUAACCCACUAUAAUAACCCACGAACCGGCAUUAGACCAGCGUGUUGGGUUGUAUAUCCGGUAUAUCCGGUAUCCGAUCCUCUUAAGACAGUUGUGCCCCAGGAGUGAGGCGUUUAAUAUAUCUCUCACGCUUAUGAGGUUUAUCAUUUUUAUUGAUUAUUUCUUUCAUAAUAAUAACAGAAGAUUAUACUCUAUGAAUUUAGCGUACUGAAAUAUUCCAAAGAUUUAUUGUGAAAACAAAAAAAAAGAAAUUGAUAUAGAUUUGGUUUUUAAAACAACUGCUUCAAAAUGAUUUAAAUUAUAUUCAUUCAUUCAUUCAUUCAUUCAUUCAAUUUCAUAUAAAUAUUCCAUAUUAAUAUGUUGUACCGAAAAGCUACUGUGAGGGUUCACCCGAAGGUUUAUAAAGUUAAUUUAGUGUUUAUCCAAAGAAAACUCUGAUUUAAAUUGUGAUUUUGUAUAUAAGAGCAAGUCGAAACCAUUUAAAGAGCCUAUAAGGCGACGCUAGGUCUUAUUGAAUGUGUAAAACACGAUAGGUUAAGGGAGACAGACCGAUAGGUUCUGAGGAUAGAAUUGUAUGUAUUGAAUUUGGCCCAAAUACGUAUACAAUGAAGAAAGUUACCUAUUUAAGUUUUUCGUUUUUUUUUCUAGCGCUUACAUAUUACCUAAAAACCUGCAAAUUUGAUUUCAAAUCGGUUAUGAAGCAUUUAUUUUGUGUUUCGAUAAUCGAAAACGAUUUUAGGAUUGACUACUGUAUUUAUUCUAUGUCUGUGGCAUUUGUGGUUUAAACAUAAGCAAAUAAAAAGAAAUGGUAAAAAUGUAAGCAAUUUGCGUGUUUAAAGUAAAGAACACUUGGUCUGUCUAUACCGUCUCUUUUCUCUUGCUUAUAUUAAUUAUCUCUUUUUUGGCAUUUGUCUAUAUACAGUGUAACUUAGGUGAGAAAAUCAGGUCAGGUCAAUUGAGAUAUAGAUCAAACAAAAACCGUAGUAGCGGUGACAGGAUUAAAUUAAGCAGCAUGUUUAUAGUUAGACACUUUUAAUAUGUGUUUGAAACAUUCCUAAAAAAAUUCAUAGUAAGCUGGUUUAGAGCCUAUAAAAUAAAAACUACUCCAAAUCCUAUAAUAGCUUUUCCAAAGUGGUUAUUUGGAAAUAUCAUACCUUUUUGGUUUUCAAAUUACCCAAAAACCUCAUAAUUUUUAAUAAAAAAUGCGACAAUACGAUUUUAAUUAUUAAGAGAAAAAAAAAAACAAUGCUCUGAGUCUAUGGUUUUAUAAUGAUAACAGAUAACUCGAGAUUUAAUAUCGAUUGUAUCUUGCCAAUACAAUGUAGUAUAGGAUAACACGCAACAUAGAUCCAAGAGUAGGUGCAAAUGUUGGUGCCAAUUUACUUGUACACAAACCCUAUAUUUAAUUCGACUUAAUAUAUUGCUGUCCUUUUUAAACUAUAACCGUUAAAAAAGGACAGCGCUUCUAAGAUCUUAGUUAAGGGUUUGUGUGCGAUAUAAUUUAGGGCAGUUGUAGUGCUGUUAUUAGUACAUUUACUUUUAAGUAUCCAAACGAAGUUAAGGUGAGCAUUUGAAUAGAGAGUUACGUGUCUUUUCUUUAUAUGAAUGUGUCCAAUUUAAAUUGUAUCCUUAAUUAAAAAAAUAUAUAUAUUUGUAGCUGCACUUCAUGAUAUAAAAUUAUAAUGUACUGGAAUACUAAUGGUACAAUGCAUAAAACUACAUAUUUCCAACAGUAAACUCUUAACAUCG